Molecule: messenger RNA, 333 nt
Organism: Lizanozyma spartinae
Lineage: Eukaryota; Fungi; Ascomycota; Pichiomycetes; Serinales; Debaryomycetaceae
Gene: MGR2
Exons: 1
Coding region: 1-333 (110 amino acids)
Biological process (GO): protein import into mitochondrial matrix; protein insertion into mitochondrial inner membrane
Cellular component (GO): TIM23 mitochondrial import inner membrane translocase complex
Source: RefSeq, a predicted model, not a curated record
AUGCCUCCCGUUCAACAAUACCAAUAUGCUCACCAACCAUCGAACUUUGAGAAGUUCAAGAUGGGAGCUAUCAUGGGAUCAACCGUAGGAGUGGUCGUGGGGGUCCUAUUUGGGGGAUUUUCUAUUAUACAAAAUGGACCUGGUCCAAAUGGAGCCAUGAGAACUUUGGGUCAAUAUAUAUUAGGUAGUGUUAGUACUUUUGGAUUGUUUAUGAGUAUUGGAUCUGUCAUUCGGAGUGAUGUUAAGUUUCAAGCAUAUGAAAGGGCUUUAAUUGCUUCUCAAAAGCUGAGAUCUUCUUUGGCUGAAGAAAUUGCUGCGUUGGAAAGAGAUUAA